This is a messenger RNA of Prorocentrum cordatum, 1320 nucleotides long. The record is from the annotation of a GenBank genome assembly. NCBI's taxonomy places the organism in Eukaryota, Dinophyceae, Prorocentrales, Prorocentraceae.
AUGGUGUCCCUGAUGCCGGCCAGCCCUUCUAUGAAGGGCGUUUCCGAGUUCUUUUUGGGGAAGUUGCCCACCGAGCAGAGGCAGCAACUCGACGCGGGCCGUUUCCUCCGCGUGGGCACCGCGUGCUCGGGCACCGACUCGCCCGUCGCUGUGUUCCGUGGCCUGGCGAAGGCAAUGCCCAGGCUAAAGGUCGAGCACACGUUCUCAUGCGAAAGCGACGUGAAGAAGAGACAAUGGAUUACGGACAAUUUCCCCGACUUGCCGUACCUUUUCGGUGACAUCCAGGAGUUGCCGACAGGCACAGCUUUCAACUACAUCACCGGGAAAGCGGCGCAAGUUCCACCCGUGGACAUUUUCAUUGCAGGCUUUGUCUGCAAGUCGGUGUCCUUGGAGAACAAUGAGAGAAAGAAGUACGCGAACUGCAUCAUAGAGGCGUGCGGUCUUACAGGCAUCACGUUCCAAGGGAUGAUCCAGUACGUUCAGCAAUUCCAGCCAGCUGUGGUAAUAUGUGAGAACGUGGAGGGCCUGGUCAAAAAAAACCGCGGGUUGGAGCCAGUAGUCAACCACGUCAAGGACAAAUUUGCCUCCAGCGGCUACGCCUUCCAUCACAAGGUGCUGGGCUCCAGGGACUUCCUGCUGCCCCACCGGCGCAAGCGGUGCUGGAUGUGGGCCUUCCGCGGCCUGGCGCACGCGGGCGCCGCGGCGCUGGCGGGCGAGGCCGUGCUGGCCCUGCGCCAGAAGAGGCAUUGGGAGAUGAACGCCCUCUUCCGGAGUGUGAAGGCCAGCGACGUCGACAUGCGGAGGCCGCUCAACGAGCGCGAGCGCUCCGUGGUGCAGAAGGUGCUUUCGAAGCUUUCGCCAAGAGAGCGCGGAGAGGAGGUCGUGGUGGACGUCGGCAAAUCUUUGGAGAGGGCGGUUCAUUGCGUAGGUGCAGCGCCACGCGUGGUUCCCAAUUCUCGACCAUACCGCGUAAAGAAGGACAAGCUCCUAUCGCCUGAGCAGGUCCACGCGGUGCAGGGGAUCUUCAAAGAGGACUUCCCUGCGCUGGCGCGCUGGGGAAAGGAGAAGAAAAUACUCACGCGCGACCUCGCUGGCAAUUCCUUCUCCACAACAGUGUGCAUGGCGGUCGCCAUCGCGGUACUUUGCCAUGGCCCGUUGCUAGGGACAGACGCCUUGAAGCGCAUUCAGGCGGUCACGGAGGAGCACCUCGAGGGGGCCGCCGCUCCAGCCACGCCGCCCGCGAGGGCCUCGCGCGCCCCCGUGGCGACGACGCCGCGGCGCGGCCCGCUGGCGAAGAGGUUGAGGGUGAAUUCCAGUGAC